CGCAACUAUCGUCGCGCGCGCACGCUACUGGUUUUUUAAACAUUUUUGCAUAGUUUCGGCCUUUUAGACAUUAGUGAUACGUUUUUAAGAUCUACUAACUCUACUAUGCACCACACAUAACCCCACAUCAUGACAGAAAAGACAGUAGUCCGUUUCGAAGAAGCGGAACGUAAGAAGACCACCAUCCUCGCUUCAAUAGGAGCUGCUGGCGUGCUACUAGGAUGGCUGGUCAGAGGGUCGAGCCUCCUGAUGACGUCUGUGGCCCUGGUAACCGCGUACCUGAUGACUGGGAACAGAUACCAGUGGGUGUACAUUUGGAAGAAGACGUUCUACAGAGAUAUGUUAGGCCUCCGAGUACUCCUGGUCACCAUGUUCAAGAUCUGGAUGUGGGAGAAAAGAGGCAUGACGGUGGUGAAGCGUUGGGCCGAGGUGGCUCGUCAGGAUCCUGACAAGAAGGCAUUUGUCAUGGACGACCGUCAUCUGACAUUCCGGCAGGGAGAAGAAUUCAGCAACCGCAUCGCCUGGUACUUCAAACGUCAGGGCUUCAAGAGCGGCGAGGUCAUCGCGCUCUUCAUGGAGACUCAGCCUGAAUACGUUUUCAUCUGGCUAGGUCUAGCCAAGCUCCAGGUUACCACGGCCCUUGUUAAUACGAACCUUAGAGGCGCUCAGUUGACGCAUUGUUUGAGGAUCGCUGGAUGUAAGGCGUUGGUGUUUGGCGAUGAGUUGGCGGAUGCCGUCAAAGAAAUCCGGAGCGAAAUCCACGACAUACCCCUUUUCCAGUUCAACUCCCCUGACCGUCCAGCAUUGGAGAAGCCAGCUACAAUCCUGCAGGAUGCCGCGCCGCUCGCGUCGGAGCUGGCGGAGAUGAGUGCAGCACCUUUUACUGAGGCGGGCACUGCCAGCCCGCGAGACACGCUCAUGUAUAUUUAUACUAGUGGGACCACUGGGUUUCCUAAAGCUGCUGUUAUUACAAAUAUAAGGUAUCUCCUAAUCCCACUAGGAGUCCACACAUCAGCACGGCUAUCAUCAUCCGACGUCGUAUACGAUCCUCUUCCACUGCACCACACAGCGGGCGGAGUGCUUGGUGGAGGGCAGGCGUUGGUGUUGGGUAGCACAGUGGUGCUUAGGAAGAAGUUCUCCGCUUCGAACUAUUGGAAAGAUGUCGCAAAACAUGGAUGCACUGCAGCCCAAUACAUCGGUGAGAUAUGCCGCUACCUGCUGGCAGUUCCACCCUCACCCAGCGACCGGGCGCAUCGAGUGCGUGUGAUCAUGGGCAACGGACUAAGGCCGCAGAUCUGGCAGGAGUUCGUCGAGCGCUUCGGCGUCGAGAGGGUGAUGGAGUUCUACGGGGCGACGGAGGGGAAUAGCAAUUUGAUUAACUUGGAUUCAAAAGUGGGAGCCAUUGGUUUCUUGAGCCGGCUUGUAUCAUCAAUUUAUCCUCUAACUCUAGUCAAAUGCGAUGAAAUUACCGGUGAAAUACUAAGGAACAGUGACGGCAGAUGUAUAAGCUGUGGACCUCAUGAACCUGGUCUAUUACUUGGCAAGAUAGAUUCAAAAAAAGCCAUCCUCACAUUCGCGGGCUAUGCCGACAAGACUGCUUCAGACAAGAAGAUGGUCCGCAAUGUGAAGAAGGAAGGAGACUGUUACUUCAACACCGGAGACAUCCUGGUUAUGGACCACUUCGGGUACUUUUACUUUAAAGAUAGGACUGGAGAUACAUUUAGGUGGCGAGGCGAAAACGUGUCGACGGCAGAAGUGGAAGGAGUAAUAAGCACGCUCGUUGGACUCAAAGAUGCUAUAGUUUAUGGAGUUUCUAUCCCAAACGUAGAAGGCAAAGCGGGUAUGGCGGCCAUUGCAGACCCGGAGAAGAAACUCGACAUCCCCUACCUUACCAAAGGUCUACAGUCUUCUCUUCCUGCCUACGCCAGGCCUAUUUUCCUCAGAGUACUACCCGAGCCUCCCCUCACUUCUACCUUCAAGCUGCGUAAGAAAGAUUUAAUAGAACAAGCAUACACGCUGGACCUUCAUGAGGACCCCAUGUAUUUCCUAGACCAGAAGACAGGAGAAUAUGUUCCGUUGACGAGGAAGAUCUAUGAUGACAUAGUUAAAGGUGUUGUAAAACUGUGAUUCUUGCCAUGUUGAGGGUUCUUGUUGAACUCUUACUCCUAUUUAGUUUUAAAAUUGUUUGAAGAAGUAUAAGAAUAAAGGACGACUCACGUUAGAACGGUCCAGGUUCGGGCCGAUGCUGGGCUGCUGUAGCGUGAGUCAUCUUAAGGGCGGGUUCCACAACACACAAUCGACGAACUGAUCUACUUUAAAUAUGGCGACGGUAACUGUCAAAGUUUUCAAGCUUGCUGCAACCGGUUCUAAGGUUACGCCACGUUCAGUGCAUGCAAUGUGAGCGAAUGUAGACUUGGAGGAACGAAUCUGGAGGAAAAAAACUAUUCUGAGGGGUUUUUCCCUGGGGAACAUGACAUGAAAAUGAAGGUCUAUUGGAGCAAAUGCGCUUUCUUUAGAAAUACUAAUAUCGUUAUUAGGUAUUGUAAGGUAUAUUCAUACACACUUUGCUCAAUUAGGGAAAUUGCUUAUUUGAAUUAGUGCGUAAGGUUGCCAGAGCUCAACGAGGGUGCGGAGUGUUAAGGUCGGCAACGCACAUGUAGUACCUAUGGAAUUGCAGGCGUCCAUAGGCUUCAGAGACUGCUUAAUAUCAGGCAGGCUGUAUGCUUGUUUGCCACCGACGUAGUAUAAAACAAAUUCUUAGUCGAGUAACCAACCGUUAAGUGACCCAAAGUAUAUUGAGGAGGCGCAAUUGUUACAAUUAGACAAAUAAUAUUAGCAAUGUAAUUUUUGAAUACAUUUUGUGAUAAAAAUGUGAUAACUUAUACCAAAAUUUACUGUCAUGACACAAAUCAGCCAUUAUAUUGAAUCUAAGAAGUGAAAUGAGGAGACCAUUAUUGUUAUAGAUCAAGAUUUAUGAAAAUAAAUAAAUGUAUAUAAAGGA
Molecule: messenger RNA, 3001 nt
Organism: Cydia splendana
Lineage: Eukaryota; Metazoa; Arthropoda; Insecta; Lepidoptera; Tortricidae
Gene: Fatp3
Product: long-chain fatty acid transport protein 1-like
Exons: 12
Coding region: 130-2127 (665 amino acids)
Biological process (GO): triglyceride homeostasis
Cellular component (GO): endoplasmic reticulum
Molecular function (GO): long-chain fatty acid transmembrane transporter activity; long-chain fatty acid-CoA ligase activity
Source: RefSeq, a predicted model, not a curated record